Aspergillus ruber CBS 135680 is the source of this 969-nucleotide messenger RNA. Its product is annotated as SDR family oxidoreductase. Gene Ontology annotation, molecular function: oxidoreductase activity, acting on the CH-OH group of donors, NAD or NADP as acceptor. NCBI's taxonomy places the organism in Eukaryota, Fungi, Ascomycota, Eurotiomycetes, Eurotiales, Aspergillaceae. The record is from RefSeq and is a predicted model, not a curated record. The transcript has 3 exons. The coding region runs from base 1 to 969 and encodes 322 amino acids.
AUGGGCGGCGAAUCUCACUACUUGACCCAACUUUAUAGGGCUGCUAACUCCUUUCCAGCGAAAGGUUUUUUGAGUGGCUUAUUCGCGUGUUACGCUAUCAACAAGGCAAGCUCUUUAUUGUCUCACUGUGUUCUCAAUAACUGGCAUCCGGCAGAGCCAUGGAACUCCCAGCAGGAGUUGGUGCUUAUUACCGGUGGGAGCAGUGGUAUUGGACAGACGAUCGCCGAGGAAUUAUCGGAGAGGGAGGUCAAAGUAGUGAUUAUUGACAUUCAGGAACCUGAAUUCACCCAUUCCCCGAAUAUCUACUUCUACGAAGCCGACGUUACAAGCACCGAUAGCAUCAAAGCAGCAGCAGAUAAAAUCAGGGCAAAGCACGGCCAUCCAACCGUCCUAGUCAAUAACGCCGGCGUCUUCACCAACGAUACCAUUCUAGAUGAACCAGAGUCUAUGAUUUGGAAAUCCUUCAAAGUGAACACACUCGCCCACUUCCUGACGGUCAAGGAAUUUCUUCCUAGCAUGGUGCGGCACAACCACGGCCAUGUUGUUACAAUGGCUAGCAUGGCUAGUUUUAUUACUGUUGGUGAAAUGGUUGAUUAUGCUUGUACUAAGGCCAGUGCGUUAGCUUUUCAUGAGGGUCUUUCACAGGAAAUUAGGCAUUGGUAUGGGGCGACUCGGGUUCGGACAAGUAUCGUUAAUCCACUAUGGGUCCGAACGCCUCUUAUUCGGAACCUCACAGACGCCGGUGAUUCUUUUGGUCAGCCCAUUAUGGAUACCCGGAUGGUGUCUGCUGCCGUGGUCAAGCAUAUUCUCGAGAGAAAGAGUGGCUCGAUCAUCUUACCUGCGUCCAGCUCCGUUGCUACUUUCAUUCGAUCGCUCCCUUCGUGGCUCCAGGAAUGGUUGAGAAAUAGCUUUUCGUUGAAGGUCAUGAGAGUGCGAAAUGAGUUUUGGUCACGCGAGCCAUCACUUUGA